AAGCCCCCGCUGCCGCGGAAAUCCCGCGAGACCCCUCCCGGGGAGCCGCUCCUUGGUAUCGCCCAGCUAGUCACGUGGGCGGGAAGAUGGCGGCCCCCAGGGGGCGCAGGCGGCAUCGCGGCGGCUGAUGCGGCGCCGCUUCUUGCCUGGAUGAGUGCGGGCCGGACCCCCGGCGGGGCACCAUGGUGACGGAGCAGGAGGUGGACGCCAUCGGGCAGACGCUGGUGGACCCCAAGCAGCCACUGCAGACCCGCUUCCGAGCGCUCUUCACGCUGCGUGGGCUCGGCGGCCCCGGUGCCAUCUCCUGGAUUAGCCGGGGCUUCGCCGAUGACUCAGCGCUGCUCAAGCACGAGCUGGCCUACUGCCUGGGCCAGAUGCAGGACGCGCGGGCCAUCCCCACGCUGGUGGACGUGCUGCGUGACCCGCUCCAGGAGCCCAUGGUGCGGCAUGAGGCAGGGGAGGCCCUGGGGGCCAUCGGGAACCCGGAAGUCCUGGACAUCCUGAAGCAAUACUCCACCGACCCAGUCAUCGAGGUGGCCGAGACGUGCCAGCUUGCCGUGCGGCGGCUGGAGUGGCUGCAGCAGCGCGGCGGGGACCCGGUGCCCGCGGGGCCCUACCGCUCCGUGGACCCUGCACCGCCCGCCGAGGAGCGGGACGUGGGGCGGCUGCGGGAGGCGCUGCUGGACGAGGCGCGGCCGCUGUUUGACCGCUACCGGGCCAUGUUCGCCCUGCGUGACGCGGGCGGCGAGGAGGCGGCCCUGGCGCUGGCCGAAGGUCUGCGCUGCGGGAGCGCGCUCUUCCGCCACGAGAUCGGCUACGUGCUGGGCCAGCUGCAGCACGAGGCAGCGGUGCCGCAGCUGACUGCGGCCCUGGCGCGCAUGGCCGAGAGCCCCAUGGUGCGGCACGAGUGCGCCGAGGCGCUGGGCGCCAUCGCCCGGCCCGCCUGCCUGGCCGCCCUGCGCGCGCACGCCGCCGACCCCGAGCGCGUGGUGCGCGAGAGCUGCGUCGUGGCGCUGGACCUGUACGAGCACGAGACGGGCGCCGCCUUCCAGUACGCAGAUGCCCUGCAGCGGCUGCGCCCCGCCGCCGCAGGGGACCCCCCAGGGCCCCGCGCCUGAGCCCGGGCCCCGCACGCUGCGUGCCCAGAGCUGCCCCGAGACUCCCGCCGGAUUCUGGGCGGGUGGCAGGGGUGCCACCGCAGGUGCGGCAGACCCCCGGACACUGGGGCAUGGGAUUCGUUCUAACAAUAAAGCUAUUUUUUGGUCCAAAAA
Messenger RNA from Sorex araneus (European shrew), 1271 nucleotides. RefSeq names its product deoxyhypusine hydroxylase (gene DOHH). The transcript has 5 exons. Gene Ontology annotation, molecular function: deoxyhypusine monooxygenase activity. NCBI's taxonomy places the organism in Eukaryota, Metazoa, Chordata, Mammalia, Eulipotyphla, Soricidae. The record is from RefSeq and is a predicted model, not a curated record. The coding region runs from base 183 to 1118 and encodes 311 amino acids. Gene Ontology annotation, biological process: peptidyl-hypusine biosynthetic process.